Molecule: messenger RNA, 2386 nt
Organism: Amphibalanus amphitrite
Lineage: Eukaryota; Metazoa; Arthropoda; Thecostraca; Balanomorpha; Balanidae
Product: cilia- and flagella-associated protein 251-like
Exons: 3
Coding region: 461-1885 (474 amino acids)
Molecular function (GO): protein binding
Source: RefSeq, a predicted model, not a curated record
UAUCAAGGUAGAUGUGAAAUAUCAUUGGAAAUAUUCAACAUAUAAAUACACUACUGUGCAAAGGCAAAUUAACACGACUGAAAUUCCGGAGUUAUAACUUAAAUCAAACGCAGCUCGUUUUACCGCUCUUCAAAUUGUUAUCAUUGCGUGAGUAGCCAAAGGUCGAUCUGGGCAGAGUUUCCAACUUCAGCCAGCCGUUUUCAGGGCUCCAGCCACUUUAAUUUCGGAGGCCAAGACGGUCGUAUGCAAGCGUCAACAUAUUCGAAUUUCUUUCGCCGCUGGCAAGUACCUCUAGGUGACAAAUAGUUCAGGUCACCACACCGACAACUGUGAGAAUCAUACCAGACUGCCUUAUACCUAGGUACGGUGUAACGUGGUGAAGUUAUGACGUAUCGUCGCUAUACUUCCCGGGGAGGGCGGCGGCCGGUGAUGCACCGCGGGUGACGGCCGUGGUGGCGACAUGAGGGUCACCGUGCUGACCCCGUCGCGGACCAAGAUGCUGCUGGAGGAGGUGGACACGCUGAGGGACGUCAAGCGCCAGAUCACGGCGCGCACGGGCAUCCCGGCCCGCCAGCAGCUCGUCUACUACAAGGGCCGGCAGCUGAAGUCGCUGCGGCGGCCCCUGGAGUCGUACUGUGUGCGGGACGGCGCCACCCUCUACCUGGUCAAACGGCUCGGCGUCUGCCGCUGCCUGGCGUGCCGCAACAGCAGGUACAUCGAGCGGGAGGAGGCGGCGGAGGAGCGUUUGCAGCUGCUCCGGCUGCUGGCCGCUCCUGCUGAGGGCGCCGGCGCGCGCGCCGCGGAGGAGGCGGCCGGGUUGCUGGCCGGCGCCGAGCUGGAGCUCAGCGCCGGCACGCCGGACCGGCCCUCGGACGGCGCGGACGGGCCGGCGCGGGCCCGGCCGGCCGGCAUCGCCCCGGAGGACAUGGAGCAGGCCGCCGAGGGGAAUGACGAUGGAGCUGGGGCGGAAAUCCAGGAUAUCGAGGAGGACGGCGAGGAGCUGGAGGAUGCUGACGGCGCAGCAGAGGAUGCUGAAGAGGCUGAGGAGCCGGCGCUGGAGCUGGAGGAUGACGAAGAAGACGGGGAAGAGGCGAUGGACGCGGUCGCCGGAGAGACGGAAGACCUGAGUGAGGAGCCUGAGGACGAGGAGCUGGAGGUGCAGCCGAGCGGCGAAGAGCUGGAGCUGAGCGGCGAGGACCUGGAGCUGAGCGGCGAGGACCUGGAGCUGAGCGGCGAGGAGCUGGAGCUGAGCGGCGAGGAGCUGGAGCUGGAGCUGAGCGGCGAGGACGCGGACGACGAGGAGGAGCACGAGGAGGCGGCCGAGCCGGAGGAGGAGGAGGAGGAGGAGGAGGAGCCGGAGGACACCGAGGAGGAGGCGGCCGCCGAGCUCCCGGAGCCGGCCGCCGAGGACGAGGACGAGGACGCCACGGUGCUGUACUCGCUGGUCACCGGCGGCGGCGCCGACCAGCGGCGGCCCUCCGGCGGCGGCAGCCACCCGGAGGCGGACCCGGACGGCGAGCAGGACGACCCGGAGGCCGAGCGGCGCCCGGACCAGCCGGCGGCCGCGCGCCAGCCGGCCUUCGAGGAGGACGGCGCCAACAGCGUCGGCGAGGAGGAGCCGGACCUGGCCGAGCUGGAGGACGAGGAGCCGGCGGCGCUCUCCGGCGGCGGCCCCCCGGAGCCGGUGCGCGACCUGCUGCUGGCCAUGACGCGGCCGACGCCGGCCCCGGAGGACGCCGAGGACUCCCAGGAGGAGGAAGAGGAGCAGUACCCGGAGGACGACCCGCUGUUCGACCCGCCCGACGAGGAGGACCCGCUGCUGGCGCCGGUCGAGCACCAGGAGGACGCCGGCUACAUGUCCGGGGACGAGAUGGACCGACCGUGAGGGCGGCCGGCCGGCCGGCCCAGGGCCGCUCAGAGCGGGGCACCGCCCGGCCGGCCGGCCCAGGGCCGCUCAUGAAUCGCCCGGCCGGCCCAGGGACGCCCAGAGCGGGCCACCGCCCGGCCGGCCGGCACUGCCUAGCGCAGCACCGCGCUUAUAACAACACAAAAUCGGGCUUAUAACAGCACCAAAUUGCGUUUAUAACAGGGCGGUCCGAUACUGCAAUACGCGGCGCUUCAGCAGCGCCAUAGUUGAGGUGCCUGCGUCUCUCUCUAUCAGCUGCUGAGAACGGUUUUCAGGAGUAGACUAAAAUUACAGGGCUGAGCUUUAGAAUAAGGCAUAAUGAACCUUUCGCGUAACAUCUGUGAAUUUUGAUUUCAGAAGGAUUAUUAAACAUUUUAUAUUUCAAAAUAAUGUGUCUUAGACUUCCAUUUUUUCGUAGGUGGCUAACAAGCAACGUUCCUGUUGUAAUUCUUAAACCGCAAUAAACAUGUGACAUUGAAA